AUGACGACCGUGGAACUCACGGGCGAGCCGGCGCGCGCGAUGUUCAACGCGGAUUUGGAUAAACCGAUCGAGGACGGACCGAGAGCGAUCGCGGUGACGCUCGCGGCGAAGCGGGCGCUGCGAGACGUACUGGAACAGAAUAAUUUGUUCAAGGAAACGUGCGAGGCGCCGGUGUUCGCGUGCGAUCUGAGUCAGUUGAACGUGAAGACGUCGAGUCGCGUGAGCGGUCCGCUCAGGCGUUCGUUGCCGGCUCUGAGCGAGGUGUACGGUAUCGAUCCGUACGCGGUGGACGGCGUGUUGCAAAACGUGAGCACGCUCGAGGCUAUUUUCAAGGCGAACAACGCGCGGGUGAAGGUGGAUUUUAAGGGUGGGCCGGAGAUGAUCGGGCUCAUUGAUUCUGGCCUGGAGGCCAUCUAUCAAGACCUCCCGCCCGAGGCCCUGGCGAAAGGGACGGAAAUUUUGGAGAGCUGUGACUUGACGGUUGACGCAACCGCCGAGGGAACGCUCGAGUGCAGAAUCUCACGCGCCGUGGCUCAGAACAAGCGUCCUUCGGGAGGACAAUCGUAG
Molecule: messenger RNA, 567 nt
Organism: Ostreococcus tauri
Lineage: Eukaryota; Viridiplantae; Chlorophyta; Mamiellophyceae; Mamiellales; Bathycoccaceae
Product: unnamed product
Exons: 1
Coding region: 1-567 (188 amino acids)
Source: RefSeq, a predicted model, not a curated record